Molecule: messenger RNA, 3672 nt
Organism: Uloborus diversus
Lineage: Eukaryota; Metazoa; Arthropoda; Arachnida; Araneae; Uloboridae
Product: sushi, von Willebrand factor type A, EGF and pentraxin domain-containing protein 1-like
Exons: 16
Coding region: 219-3101 (960 amino acids)
Source: RefSeq, a predicted model, not a curated record
AUUUUAAUAACUAUCGUCUGCCGCUUGCUGGCUUGGCGGGAGGGAUAAAAAUAAAAAGGAGCCCGCAUAUCGUGGCUCGGCACGGAAAAGAACAACGCGGUGGUGAAGUUGUCAAAAAAAUAUUCGAUGAUGUUCUUCGAGUGAUGUUUCGAACGUGGUGGCGAGGAAGAAGUGUUGGGUGUGUUGAUCAUGAUCGUGCUGAGUAAUUUCACGAUUCUAUGACAUGGGAAAUCAUGAAAAACUGUCUGUUAUUCGCUGUUUGGAUUUUGUUUUCUUGUGACCUAUGCUGCCGGCUGGUUCGAGGUUUGGACUGUGGAUAUCCAGGCUCUCCAGCCUUCGGCAGGCCACAUCCUGUCCGGGAAGUGUACAAGCCGGGUGAAGCUGUGUCUUUUACCUGCGCCCAUGGCUACUCUCUCCAGGGGCCGAUGCAGAGAGUCUGCACUCACAAUGGAACGUGGGCUGGACCCUUGCCAUUGUGCGAUAGGAGCCUGUCGAGUGUCAACCAGGUGGCGAGCAGCCGACAGACUCUGACCAGCUAUCCGGCCAGCCAGGCCGUAGACGGGGAUCCGCGUACGUGCACCUACACGGACAAGCUGCGCCCGCGCUGGGUGCGAAUCGACAUGCGCACGCAGCAAAGGGUGCGCGCGGUCGCGCUCACGGUGCCCAGUGGCAUCUAUUCACAAGACGCUGCUCAGUUAACUAUUUAUGCCAUUAGUGUUCGAGAUUCAACCACCGCUUCAUAUCAUAAGUGUGCUGCUUUCAACGGGAAGUUUUCUGCAACGACGCUUAAAUUAUCGUGUGCCGGAGGAGAAGUGGAAGGGCGGUACAUCCACGUAGAAGACAACAGGAAUAAAGUGGAUUACUUCAGCCUCUGCGAGAUACAAGUGUACGUUAACAAAGGCAGCUAUGAUUGUGGGGAAGCAGAGCGUCCCGCUCAUGCAUAUUCUGUCAGAACAGAGUCUGGUGCCGUAAACUAUCGCUGUGUUUACGGCUACAAGUUGGAAGGACCCUCAACAAGACACUGCUUGCAAGAAGGACAAUGGUCAAUGCAUCAACCGAUAUGCAGAGCAACAUUCCAUUCCAUUUUCUUCUCCCGUUCGAAAGUAAGAACCUUUACAUCUGUCCUUCUAGGUUUGGACUGUGGAUAUCCAGGCUCUCCAGCCUUCGGCAGGCCACAUCCUGUCCGGGAAGUGUACAAGCCGGGUGAAGCUGUGUCUUUUACCUGCGCCCAUGGCUACUCUCUCCAGGGGCCGAUGCAGAGAGUCUGCACGCACAACGGAACGUGGGCUGGACCCUUGCCAUUGUGCGAUAGGAGCCUGUCGAGUGUCAACCAGGUGGCGAGCAGCCGGCAGACUCUGACCAGCUAUCCGGCCAGCCAGGCCGUAGACGGGGAUCCGCGCACGUGCACCUACACGGACAAACUGCGCCCGCGCUGGGUGCGAAUCGACAUGCGCACGCAGCAAAGGGUGCGUGCCGUCGCGCUCACGGUGCCCAGUGGCAUCUAUUCACAAGACGCUGCUCAGUUAACUAUUUAUGCCAUUAGUGUUCGAGAUUCAACCACCGCUUCAUAUCAUAAGUGUGCUGCUUUCAACGGGAAGUUUUCUGCAACGACGCUUAAAUUAUCGUGUGCCGGAGGAGAAGUGGAAGGGCGGUACAUCCACGUAGAAGACAACAGGAAUAAAGUGGAUUACUUCAGCCUCUGCGAGAUACAAGUGUACGUUAACAAAGGCAGCUAUGAUUGUGGGGAAGCAGAGCGUCCCGCUCAUGCAUAUUCUGUCAGAACAGAGUCUGGUGCCGUAAAUUAUCGCUGUGUUUACGGCUUCAAGUUGGAAGGACCCUCGACAAGACACUGCUUGCAAGAAGGACAAUGGUCAAUGCAUCAACCGAUAUGCAGAGAGAUCAUCUGUCCACACUUGGGAGAAGUGGACCAUGGUCGUAUUCACUAUGUGGGCAGGAAAAGAGACCAACUGACCCUUGGGACCAUGGCCAAUGUGUCUUGUGAGUAUGGUUAUCGCACGACUGGUGGACCAUUGCAGUGUGAAGAAAGUGGAAGAUGGAGCAGAGGAAAUCUUUCUUGCCAGCCUGUGGAGUGUGGAAUGCCAUCAGUACGACACGAAUCUGAACAGUACAUCCUGCUCAAUGGCACCCGGUAUGGUAGUGUGGCUCUUUUGAGGUGUGAAGAUCGGGAAGCCCUCAUUCUGUGCCGAGAAGAUGGUAUGUGGAGUGUGCCAGAGUUGGACUGCUCUAUUUACAAUAAUCUAUCAAAGUUAGGCCUAGUUGAAGAAGAACAAAAUGAUGUUCCUACAGGAAUCGUAAUUGGGAUGGCUGUUGUUGUGCUUUUUCUACUCUUGGUUGUCAUUCUGGUUCUUUUACUGAAAAGAAGAAAAGUUCUUAGACGGAAUAGUACAGAAUCUCUGCCUUCAAAAGACACAGGAUCUACAUUAACACCCAAUUCCCCUCAGCCUUAUGAAAAUGAUGCUUUCUAUGCUACAAUCCCAGUAGACAGCACUGGAGAACCCAUUGAAAGCAAGAAAAACUUCAUGUCCACCAUUCUCUUCACCAGAAAAAAGAACACAUCUGAUUCAGAAUCCAAGAAAUCACCGCAUGAUAAAAAGAAAGACUCUGAAGAUUCUUCUGGCACAACAAGUAGCAUCUAUGAAGAGAUUGGAUCUAAAAAAAACCUCUGUAAGGAAAAGAAAGCUUCAGAUCCUAGUGGACAGAUCCAAGCAGAUCCAGAGGAUUCUCAGCCUGUAUACGCACAAGUGGACUUGGACGAAAAACGGCGAUCCCGUCUGGUUAAAUCUCUUUGUGAGCGUUUUGACCCCGUUGAUCCACCCCCAUGGGAAGUGACAUACAGAUCAGAAGCAGCCCCUUCUUUUGACGAUGUGGAUCUAGAACCUAUCAAACUUCGUGAGUUGCCUCCAAUACCAGACGAUAGUGGCAGCGAUAUUACAUAUGCUUCAUUAUGCAUACCUUUGGAACCUCCAACCUUAAUGAGGAACAAUGACAUUUAUGAGGACACAAUUUCUGUGGCAGAUACAAAUGGGGGUCAAAUGAAGGACAAUGAUAUAUACCUAGCCAAAGCAGCACCAAAAUCAUAAUGAAGUGUAACAAUUUCAUCAAAAACUCUUUUAAUGUGUGGCAGUUGGGGAAGGGACCAAGUUAAAUGGGUGAAUUUAAAAAAUAGAUCAGUUCAAUGCAUCUGAAAGUUGAUAUGCCAUUAAAUUUCAUAACCGGGAACUUUUUUAUUUUAGCAGUCUUCAGAUUUAUUUGCGUUGAACAUGCUUAUGGAUGUGGGACCAAGUCCAGUGUUUGUGACCAUUUCUCUUAGGAUGCAAAUCUUGUCAUGCUGUCAAAUUGAGCUAAGUUGCAAGAUUUCCUUUACAAUUAGUAAUCAAUGUUACACUUUCUACUUACUGGCAGAAUGUGUUAAGAGAGCACAAAUACUUGACUUUGAAUUCUCUGAUAAAAGGCAAUAGAAAAAACGCUAUGUAAUCAUUUAAUGAACGGGUGGAAAUGUUGAAAAAAAUAAAUAAAUAAAAUAGUGUACAUAAUUUUUCUAGUAUGAGUGACCUCAGUCUUCAAUGCAUGGAAAUGAAACCAUGGUAAAUAACAAUACUUUUCAGCUUCUAUAACAUUGAACCAAUGGUUUGAAACUCAUGUAAGCAAUUU